CACGCCACCACCAACUUCUUCCCCUGUCGUCCACUUCCGCAGUCGCACGCAAAAGGCACAGCGCGGCGGCACACGCCAUGGGCACCCUCGUCGGGCACGUCGCGCCGGGCGCCGGCUUCCUCCUCAUCGGCCUGUGGCAGCUGUUCAGCCACACCCGCCUGUUCCUGCUGCGGCCGAGCUCGUACUCUGCCCCGGUCUGGUUCCCGGUGCCGGGCGUGCGGCACCUGGAGCUCAUACUCAUAAUCAUCGGCACGGUGCUGUCCAUCCUGAUGGAGCUUGUCAUCGGCCCCGCGAAGCACCAGCCGUUCGACGACGACGGCACCAUCCCGUCCGACCACCUCCACAACUUCGAGCACGCGUCCAUCUCGCUGGCGCUGCUCGUCUUCGCGGCGGUGACCAUCCACCUGGACAGGGCGAGGGCGCCCAUGCGGGACGCCGUGUCGCAGCUCGUGGCCGCCGCGGCGUUCGCGCAGCAGCUGCUCAUCUUCCACCUCCACUCGGCGGACCACAUGGGCGUGGAGGGGCAGUUCCACUGGCUGCUGCAGACGGCCAUCGCCGUCACGCUCGCGACCACGCUGCUGGGUAUCCCCUACCCGCGGAGCUUCGCGGUGAGCCUGGUCCGGUCCGCCAGCCUCGUGUUCCAGGGCGUCUGGUUCGUCGUCAUGGGCGUCAUGCUGUGGACGCCGGCGCUCAUACCCAAGGGCUGCUUCCUCAACUUCGAGGAAGGGCACGACGUCGUCCGGUGCCGCACUGACGACGCGCUCGACCGCGCCAAGUCGCUCGUCAACCUCCAGUUCAGCUGGUACCUCACCGGCACGGUGGUGUUCGUCGUCCUGUUCUACCUCCAGAUGGCGAAGCUCUACCCCGAGGAGCCGCAGUACCUGCCGCUGGUGAAGGGAGGCGGCAGCGGCAGCGAUGGCCGGUUCAGCAUCGGAGAUGAUGAUCACGACGAUGAGGACGACGUCGAGGCCGCAAAACGUGGCGGUUUCGGACACGUGGUUAGCGGCACGAGGCCUGUCGAAAUCGAGAGGUGAGGGUCGUGCGUAGCACCGUACAAAAGGUUAGCAUGUUGUUGCGUGGUUAUAGUGUAAUUUGACUUGAACGUUUUUGUUUAUUGGUGAAAUUAAAACAUGCAAAUAUUCUCUAGGGAGGUUGUAAUGUUUAUAGUUUGUGACACAGUGACACUUGUGGAUUAAAAGAAUCCUAUAUUUAUCCU
Molecule: messenger RNA, 1216 nt
Organism: Zea mays
Lineage: Eukaryota; Viridiplantae; Streptophyta; Magnoliopsida; Poales; Poaceae
Product: Plant viral-response family protein-like
Exons: 1
Coding region: 78-1034 (318 amino acids)
Source: RefSeq, marked predicted